GUUUAUGAUUUUUUUUUUUCAUUUGAUUUGUGUAGUGGUUGAAGAAGACAAGGAGGAAAGCUCUAUUUGCUUCACUAGAGAAGAUUAAAGAAGAGUUGAUGCUGCUUGGGCUUAUAUCUUUGUUGUUGGCACAAUGGGCACGAUGGAUAUCUAAGAUUUGUGUCAAUUCAUCUCUUUUCAACAGUAAAUUUUAUAUCUGUUCUGAAAAUGGUAGCGGCAUCAAAGAGCAUGUCUUGUUAAGAAGUUCCUUCUUUUUUCAAAAUGAAUCGAGUAUUCCCCCCAAAGGAAUUAUCAGUCAUACAUCUCAUCAAUGUGAUGGGGGUCACGAACCGUUUGUUUCACUCGAGGGCCUGGAGCAGCUUCACAGAUUUUUGUUUGUUCUUGGUAUCACUCAUGUUCUUUACAGCUGCUUGGCAGUUGGUUUGGCCAUGAGCAAGAUUUAUAGUUGGAGGAAAUGGGAAUAUCAAGCAAUUCCAGCUGCAGAUGCAGGUUUGCAAGAAAAGAAAUUCAAGGUGAUGCAGCGACAAAGCACCUUUGUUUUCCAUCACGCGUCGCAUCCAUGGAGCAGAAGUCCGGUUCUACUCUGGAUGGUAAAUUUUCCUGCUUUUAUAUGGCAAGUAUUUGCUUCCUUAUCUAUUGUUGUGCUUUCUUCUCAGAAGCAAGGUUUUGUACAUGCUUACCACAUUUGUGAAUGAUAGUAUCCGGGCACUCUAAGCUAAAGAUGAUUUUUGUGGUGUAAUGACGUAGCUUUGCUUUCUGCAACAAUUUAAGAGCUUUAUACAGAAGUCGGAUUACUUGGCUCUACGUCUGGGUUUCAUCACUGUGGGUAUCUAAUUGUUGCUAAUGCCUCAUUAUAUGAUGCUUUUCUAGUUGUUCUCUUUGCUUAU
Mangifera indica (mango) is the source of this 887-nucleotide messenger RNA. RefSeq names its product MLO-like protein 4. Gene Ontology annotation, biological process: defense response. The transcript is spliced from 5 exons. The coding region runs from base 99 to 695 and encodes 198 amino acids. Gene Ontology annotation, cellular component: membrane. The record is from RefSeq and is a predicted model, not a curated record. Lineage: Eukaryota; Viridiplantae; Streptophyta; Magnoliopsida; Sapindales; Anacardiaceae.